Molecule: messenger RNA, 1725 nt
Organism: Marasmius oreades (fairy-ring Marasmius)
Lineage: Eukaryota; Fungi; Basidiomycota; Agaricomycetes; Agaricales; Marasmiaceae
Exons: 2
Coding region: 1-1725 (574 amino acids)
Source: RefSeq, a predicted model, not a curated record
AUGGAAUACAGCGACGGGAAUCGAGUGGAUGGUCUGCUGAGGAUAGAGCUAUCAGCAGAGUUUGAUCACACUGCUAAACGUCUGCGUACCCGCAUAGAAGCAUAUCGAAAUUCAACAAGAAGGGAUCCCAACUUCCUGGCUCUGCUUACAGAAUUCGAUAACAACCUCACAGUGUGCCUAACGUGUGUUUCCAGCUCCCCCAUGCCAUUGCGAGAUAUUUGUCGAGGGGUUGCCGAACUGCAGCGAAGUUGGCUGUAUCUGGUGGCGGUCUUGGAUUAUUUGGAGAUUUACAGGAGUCGCACAUUGGGAAUGCAUGAACGAGGCAAUGCUGAGGUCGAGAACCGCAUUGGCGCGUUUGUUUGGAACGAUCACGAUGCGUUGGAAUUAUGGAAUGCUGGGCUUCCCAUCUAUUUUGUGCGACCUUACAGCACAUUUCAUAAUCAAGUUAUCCUCACUGUGAAGCCCUUGAUUAUGCCACGUCUUUGUGUAACAGCUGCAUCUCCUCCGUAUCCCAUUCUUCUUUCAAACUCUCAGGUGGGUUCCGACCAAAAAUUUGCUGCCAUACACACCGCCUCGAUAUCUUGCUUCGACGUCUCCAGUCCGUUCGAGAACAUGCACCUUCCUGGGCUUUACUCGUCGUCUUACACCCCCGGUGGAUCAAUAGGUUCAAUUGUAUCCACAACCCGCUCUUCACCUUCAACGUCUCUGGCCGGCCCUUCUCGAACAACAUCUACUACUUCUCCGUCGUCGCCCUACUCAACGAAACUGGAACAUUGCCAGCGCGGAAAAAAACACCGGAUCAAUCCACCCCAAACCCCGCAUAGCCUCUUUUCAGACCUAUCGCAUCCAUUGCUCCCUCCCUUGUUGACACCUUGGCGUGACAUGAACUCCAUGAUUGACACCCAACACCCCCUGAGACAGCACUCUCCAGGGAAGUCUCAAAAACUGUUGACAAUAGUUCCAGACCCAGCUAUGAUCUGCGGGAGCUCAGAAGAUCGAUUGGGACCGCUACUCGAGCAAUGGUCACAAUUGCGAGGCCCAUGGUUGACUCAGUGUCGAGACCGUAAUGUGCAGGUGGAACCGAAGUCGAAUGCUGUUUGGAAAAAGGCUCUCAGCAUCCACUUCAUUGGCACUUGGCCUGAAGGGAAGACUCCAAAGACGAACGCAGAUCAUGACCACCAUGAAGCAUCCAGGCUGGUGUCAACUCUACUUCCCUCUCAUCAACCUCUACCCAAUCUUCCACCGAGUUCUUCUGACGCCUCGAGGUCACGGCACUUGUUACACGAACUCAGCUUGAUCAACUUCCGCUACCAGGUCAUCGCUCUUGAUUUGGUAGCGGAUCAGAGUGUACCGAAAGCUUCGCCCUCGCUCUCCCAAGCCGAACUAAUGGUGGCGUUGGCAAAUCAUAGUCGAAGUCGAGGGCAACUCAUCGAUAGGAUCUUUGGUAAUGCGGGUGACAUAUUCAGUGUCAGCCAAGCUCUUUUUGUGAAUGGAUUUGCAGCUGAGAAGUGGUCUGACCGUGUCGAUGCUCUCCGUGCGUUCGCGUCGUUGAUGCAUUCCUGGCAAGGAGAUAAAAGUUCAAUAUGGAAUAGGAGAGAUGACCCCAAUCUCCCGGUGCUCCUUGCUCCUGGAUCAGAGUGGGAGAAUGUUUUGAUUAAAUUCUUUGUACAGGCAUACUUUAACCACUUUGGCCACCCUCCAAUCCUACCCAGAGGCUGCUUGUAG